Molecule: messenger RNA, 942 nt
Organism: Nematolebias whitei (Rio pearlfish)
Lineage: Eukaryota; Metazoa; Chordata; Actinopteri; Cyprinodontiformes; Rivulidae
Product: C-X-C chemokine receptor type 3-like
Exons: 5
Coding region: 1-942 (313 amino acids)
Biological process (GO): G protein-coupled receptor signaling pathway; regulation of leukocyte migration; immune response
Cellular component (GO): membrane
Molecular function (GO): C-X-C chemokine receptor activity
Source: RefSeq, a predicted model, not a curated record
AUGGUCCACCUCCCUCACAAAAUUAAGUCUGGGAAAGUCUGCAUCAACCCUGCAUGGAACAAGAUGGGAGAUAUUUGUGACUUGACCGAGAGGAUGAGUUUUGAAUCCGUCUUCAUCACAGUCCUGUACUCGUUGGCAUUUGUUGUGGGUAUUCUGGGAAAUGGAUUGCUGCUGGGAGUCCUGUUUCAGAGCAGGAAGACCUGGAGCGUGACAGACACCUUCAUCCUUCACCUGGGGAUUGCAGAUAACCUCAUGCUGGUGACUCUGCCCCUCUGGGCUGCACAGUCUGCUAAUGAGAAAGGAUGGACUUUUGAUAACUCACUCUGCAAAAUUUCUGGAACUAUCAACGUCUACUGUCGGAUUUUUCUCCUGGCCUGCAUCAGUUUGGACCGUUACCUGUCCAUUGUCCACGCUACUCAGAUGUACACUCGCAGGAAGGCCUGGGUCGUUCAGGCCAGCUGCUUGAUGGUGUGGUUGCUGUCUAUGCUCCUCUCCAUCCCUGACUGGAUCUUUUUAGAAGUUGUGACAGAUGUCAGACAAAAGAGAGACGAGUGUGUUUGCAAUUAUUAUAAAUUUGGUCUCCAGUACUCUUCCACCUUAAAACUAGCAGCACGAGGUUUGUACCACGCAGUGGGCUUUCUGCUCCCUUCAGCUGUCCUGGUCUUCUGCUACUCCUGCAUCCUGUGGCAGCUGUGGUGUGGCACCCAAGGCCUCCAAAAGCAGAGAGCUUUCAAAGUCAUUAUAGCUGUGGUGGCAGUUUUCUUUAUCUGCUGGACUCCAUACAAUAUCACACUCAUGGUGGAUACAGUUCAGCAAGACGACGGUAGUACUUCAUGUGAAAUGAACACAUCUCUGGACUACAUAUAUUUUUUAUGCCGGCUUCCAGUUCUAUAUGAAGAACAGGGAAGAGUCCAGCAGUUCUAUUUGCUGCGAGGCAUGUGA